This is a messenger RNA of Talaromyces rugulosus, 1023 nucleotides long. RefSeq lists its product as uncharacterized. Gene Ontology annotation, molecular function: DNA-binding transcription factor activity, RNA polymerase II-specific. The transcript has 3 exons. The record is from RefSeq and is a predicted model, not a curated record. Bases 1 to 1023 code for a protein of 340 amino acids. Lineage: Eukaryota; Fungi; Ascomycota; Eurotiomycetes; Eurotiales; Trichocomaceae. Gene Ontology annotation, biological process: positive regulation of transcription by RNA polymerase II.
AUGGAAAACUUACUAUCGCCGCACGUCGACUCGCUCGACGCUCCUCAACUCACCAUCUCCCCCGCAGACACCUCGCUCAGCAGCCCUGCCCCUGAGGUCGACCUGGAUGUCGACCUCGAGGUGGACGCCGAGCUCGAGGACAUCGACGGCGAUAUCGACAUCAAGGACGAAGAUGAGAACAAGUCAGACGAGAAGAAGCCUGUCAAGAAGAGAAAGUCAUGGGGCCAGGAACUGCCUACCCCAAAGACCAACCUUCCGCCUCGAAAACGAGCAAAAACAGAAGAUGAAAAGGAACAACGCCGCAUCGAGCGUGUCCUUCGCAACAGAGCCGCCGCACAAACAUCGCGCGAGCGGAAACGCCUCGAGGUCGAGAAACUCGAGGGCGAGAAGAAACGCAUGGAACAACAAAACCAGUUCCUGCUCCAGCGCCUCUCACAAAUGGAGACGGAAAACAACCGACUGAACCGCCAGGUUGCCCAGCUCUCCGCCGAAAUCCGCGGCUCGCGCGGCACCACGCCCAAGUCGGUCGUGUCCGACCUGGAGUCGCCGACCCUCACACCCACCCUAUUUAAACAAGAACGUGACGAACUCGCCAUGGACAAGAUCCCCUUCCCUACCCCUUCCCUCACAGACUACUCGCCCAGCCUGAAACCAACUGAUCUGGCCGAGGCCUCCGAUAUGACACAACAUCCUGCAGCGGUGUUGUGCGACCUGCAGUCUGCAAAUGACCUUGCAGCUCCUCUGUCUGACGAUGACUUCCGCCGCCUAUUCAACAGUGAUUCUCCCGCUGCUUCAGAUUCUGAGCUCUAUGAAAGCGGGCUCCCCCUUGACUUUCUCGACGGAGGAGACAUGCCGACAUUUGCCUUUGAUUCAUUGGUUGAUUUCGACCCCGAGCCUGUCCCCCUCGACUCGUCGGUCGUCGGUCUUUCGGAAGAGAGUGCUCAGCAGACUUCUGGCAUGCAGCCCAGCCAUGGCGCGUCCACUUCGAGAUGCGACGGGCAAAGCAUUGCAGCUAGCGGUUAG